AUGUACUCCUGUACACCAACAAACUCCAAAAGUACUUUCUACUGUCCAUUGCCAAUAGUACAAAGCUCCGCUCAAACCACCCAGAACUUGAACGCUCGCACCACCAGCCCCUCCAACGACUUUGCAACUUUCAAUUUCAAGAACCUCCGCCUCCAGCUCAAACGCGCAAACAAGGAAGUCAAGAUUGUGGGGCUGGUGUCGCCGACUGAGUGUACCAGCUCAUCGGCCUUCUCCUCGCUGCCGCCCCCGCAGCUGCUGCCCAUCCGUCUUCCAAGUGUGAGCAUCACCAACUCUUUCUCGCCGCGGCCUCCUCACCCAGUGCACACUUUUCAGGCGACUUGCAAUACAACACUCUCCUGA
Molecule: messenger RNA, 360 nt
Organism: Puccinia triticina
Lineage: Eukaryota; Fungi; Basidiomycota; Pucciniomycetes; Pucciniales; Pucciniaceae
Exons: 3
Coding region: 1-360 (119 amino acids)
Source: RefSeq, a predicted model, not a curated record